Messenger RNA from Diceros bicornis minor, 7366 nucleotides. It is a transcript of the gene IL6ST, whose product is annotated as interleukin 6 cytokine family signal transducer. The record is from RefSeq and is a predicted model, not a curated record. The coding region runs from base 286 to 3045 and encodes 919 amino acids. Gene Ontology annotation, cellular component: signaling receptor complex; external side of plasma membrane. NCBI's taxonomy places the organism in Eukaryota, Metazoa, Chordata, Mammalia, Perissodactyla, Rhinocerotidae. Gene Ontology annotation, molecular function: cytokine receptor activity; cytokine binding. Gene Ontology annotation, biological process: cytokine-mediated signaling pathway. The transcript has 17 exons.
AGGAGCCGGGAGCGAGCCGGUGCCGGGCCGGGGAGCCGAGAGGCCCGCGGAACCGCGCGGGGGACGCCCGGGCGCAGCUGAGCUGGGGGCCGCGGCCGCCCGGCCGACGGGCCCAGCCCGGCCUGGCGCCGAGGGGGACGUGCGCUGUGGAGACGUGGAGGAGCGAGGCGCCGCGGCCUGAGUGAGACCCAAUGAAAAGAGCAUGACAUUUGGAGGCAGAAGACUUAGUCUCAAGUCUCUGCUCCUUCGCUUACUAAUUUUGUGAUUUGGAAAUAUCUAUGCAAGAUGUUGACAUUGCAAACUUGGAUAGUGCAAGCCUUGUUAGUUUUCCUCACCACUGACUCUAUAGGUGGACUUCUAGAUCCAUGUGGUUAUAUCAACCCUGAAUCUCCAGUUGUACAACUUGGUUCUAAUUUCACUGCAGUUUGUGUGCUAAAGGAAAAAUGUAUGGAUUAUUUCCAUGUAAAUGCUAAUUACAUUUUCUGGAAAACAAACCAUGUUACUGUUCCCAAAGAACAAUAUACUGUCAUAAACAGAACAGCAUCUAGUGUCACAUUUACAAAUAUACCUUUAUUAAAUAGUCAACUCACUUGCAACAUUCGUACAUUUGGACAGAUUGAUCAGAAUGUUUAUGGAAUCAGAAUAAUUUCAGGCUUGCCUCCAGAAAAACCUAAAAAUUUGAAUUGCAUUGUGAACGAAGGAAAGAAAAUGAUGUGUCAGUGGGCUCCUGGAAGGGAAACAUACCUGGAAACCAACUUCACUUUAAAAUCUGAAUGGGCAACAGAGAAGUUUGAUGAUUGUGAAGCAAAACGUGAUACCCCCACCUCAUGCACUGUGGAUUAUUCUCCUGUGUAUUUUGUCAACAUUGAAGUCUGGGUAGAAGCAGAGAAUGCCCUUGGGAAGGUUACAUCAGAUCAUAUCAAUUUUGAUCCUAUAGAUAAAGUGAAGCCCAAUGCACCACAUAAUUUGUCAGUCAACAACUCAGAGGAACUAUCUAGUAUCUUAAAAUUGACAUGGAUCAACUCAAAUAUUAAGAAUUUUAUAACACUGAAAUAUAACAUUCAAUAUAGGACCAAAGAUGCCUCAACUUGGAGCCAGAUUCCUCCUGAAGAUACAGCAUCCACUCGAUCUUCAUUCACUGUCCAGGACCUUAAACCUUUUACAGAAUAUGUGUUUAGGAUUCGUUGUAUGAAGGCAGAUGGUAAAGGAUUCUGGAGUGACUGGAGUGAAGAAGCAAGUGGGAUCACAUAUGAAGAUAGACCAUCCAAGGCACCAAGUUUCUGGUAUAAGAUCGAGCCAUCCCGUACUCAUGGCCAUAGAUCUGUGCAACUCAUAUGGAAGACAUUGCCUCCUUUUGAAGCCAAUGGAAAAAUCUUGGAUUAUGAAGUGACUGUCACAAGAUGGAAAUCACGUUUACAAAAUUACACAGUUAAUGGCACAGAACUGACAGUAAACCUCACAAAUGAUCGCUAUAUAGCAACUCUAACAGCAAGAAAUCUGGUUGGCAAAUCAGAUGCAUCUGUUCUAACUAUCCCUGCCUGUGACUUUCAAGCUACUCACCCUGUAAUGGAUCUUAAAGCCUUUCCCAAAGAUAAUGUGCUUUGGGUAGAAUGGACUGCUACAAAUGGAUCUGUAAACAAAUAUAUACUUGAGUGGUGUGUGUUAUCGGAUACAUUGCCCUGUAUCCCAGACUGGCAACAAGAAGACGGUACCGUACAUCGCACCUAUUUAAGAGGGAACCUAGCAGAGAGCAAAUGUUAUUUGAUAACAGUUACUCCAGUAUAUGCUGACGGACCAGGAAGCCCUGAGUCUAUAAAGGCAUACCUUAAACAAGCUCCACCUUCCAAAGGACCUACUGUUCGGACAAAAAAAGUGGGGAAAAAUGAAGCUGUCUUAGAGUGGGACCAACUUCCUGUGGAUGUUCAGAAUGGAUUUAUCAGAAAUUAUACUAUAUUUUAUAGAACUAUCAUUGGAAAUGAAACUGCUGUGAAUGUGGAUUCUUCCCACACAGAAUAUACACUGUCCUCUUUGACUAGUGACACUUUAUACAUGGUACGAAUGGCAGCGUACACAGACGAAGGUGGAAAGGAUGGUCCAGAAUUCACUUUUACCACACCGAAGUUUGCUCAAGGAGAAAUUGAAGCCAUAGUUGUACCUGUUUGCUUAGCAUUCCUAUUGACAACCCUUUUGGGAGUAUUGUUCUGCUUUAAUAAGCGAGACCUAAUUAAAAAACACAUCUGGCCUAAUGUUCCAGAUCCUUCAAAGAGUCAUAUUGCCCAGUGGUCACCUCACACACCUCCAAGGCAUAAUUUUAAUUCAAAAGAUCAGAUGUAUUCAGAUGGCAAUUUCACUGAUGUAAGUGUUGUGGAAAUAGAAGCAAAUGACAAAAAGACCUUUCCAGAAGAUAUGAAAUCAUUAGAUCUAUUCAAGAGGGAAAAAAUCAGUACUGAAGGACACAGCAGUGGUAUUGGAGGGUCUUCGUGCAUGUCGUCUUCUAGGCCAAGCAUUUCUAGCAGUGAUGAAAAUGAAUCUGCACAAAACACUUCGAGCACUGUCCAGUAUUCCACUGUGGUGCAUAGUGGCUACAGACACCAGGUUCCUUCAGUCCAGGUCUUCUCAAGAUCCGAGUCCACCCAGCCUUUGUUAGAUUCCGAAGAAAGACCAGAAGAUCUACAGCUAGUAGAUAACGUAGAGGGCAGUGACGGCAUUUUGCCUAGGCAACAGUAUUUCAAACAAAACUGCGGUCAACGUGAAACCAGUCCAGUUAUUUCACAUUUUGAAAGGUCAAAGCAAGGUUCAUCAAUCAAUCAAGAAGAUUUUGUUAGACUUAAACAGCAGCAGAUUUCAGAUCAUAUUUCACAGUCCAGUGGAUCUGGGCAAAUGAAAAUGUUUCAGGAAGUUUCUACAGCAGCUUCUUUUGGUCCAGGUACUGAGGAGCAAGUAGAGAGAUUUGAAACAGUUGGGAUGGAGGCUGCGAUUGAUGAAGGAAUGCCUAAAAGUUACUUACCACAGACUGUAAGACAAGGUGGCUAUAUGCCUCAGUGAAAGACUUGUUCUCUUACACAGCAGUACCUGUUAAAGUAAAGCUAAAAAUAUUUUAUCUGGAAUUUCAGAUAAAAAUAAUCUUCGCUCACUGAAGAUGUUCAUUUGCCCUUAAGGACAAAAAUGUACUGUCCUCCCACAUGGGCUAUUUCCUUUCCAGAAUAUCUGGGAUUCCACUUUAAGCACUACAUAAACUGACUUCAUCCUCUGAAUAGCUGAAUGACUUUGUGCUGUUUCAGGAUGUUUGCACUGAAGAAAAAUAGAAAGCUUGUCUGAAAUUUAUAAAGUAAAACUUUUUGCUUUGCUACCUAGAAAGCAGAGAGUAUUUAAAUAGUAAGCAGUGAGCACAGCUAUACUGAUUUUAGUGAUCAAAAUAGUCAUCAAAGUGGCUUCAGGAGAGUUAAUGUAAAAAAUUAGGGGAGCAAAGUCUAGACCCUCUACUUCAGCUGCCAACAUAAUUUAAAAAGAGGUUCAGAUGGCAUUACUAUAUAAGCCCAGCUUUUGUUGUCUGACAAAAAAAACACAAAAAAUUGGGCUCCAUUAAAAUCAUACCAACAUAUAAAAUAUUAGUUCUCUUCCAUUGGUAAUGAUGCUGCCAGUUACUGGAGAAAAGGACUUCUGGAGUUUAACUUGGCAAAUUAAAAGUAUUAAUUUUUGAAUAUUAUAUAAUCUUAAAUUUUUAACAAUAAUCAACAAAUUUUCAAAAAUUUUCUAUCAUUAUUGACAAUUACUGACAACCUCUUUGAAGAUCCAUUUCACAAACUCAUUUGAGUGCCCAGAUAAGAGCUAGGAAUGAAUACCACAAGCUAUCUUAAGCAUUUAAAAUUCUUUGCCAUUUAUAAGAGCUUAAAUUGUUAACGUUUUUGUUAACGUUUUUCUAUAUGUGUAUAUAAACAUAUUGACCCUUCUUGUUAAGACUUCCGAGAAUUUGGUUGAUGAAGCACUUUAUACAAUAUGUCUUGGGCUUAAAAUUGUGUUUUAAUUUAAUAUGCUUUAUUUUUAUUUCUGAAUAGGCCAAGAUCAAAAAUGUUCUUUUUUCUACUAGGUGUUUGAAGCAAACUAAGAGGACUUGGGCAGUACUCAGAAAAACAAAACCCAACUCAAAAAAUGUACAUAUUGAUCUUAGUAAAUAUCACAGCAAAUAUCCUUAUUGUAGAGGCACUUAAUGAAUAGUGUUUUAAUACCUGCCAGUUCUGAGGUAGGUGGAACUUAGUUUUACAUUGUGAUUUAGUUAUAUUUUAAACCUCUUUCCACAUGUUCUGUUCUUCAGUGCAGAAGUGAGCCAGGCCUCCAGAGUUUAGUGCUAAACCCACUUUUGCGUUUAUGCCAUUUCCAUUUGACAAGGAGGCAGGGGGCUAAAGAUAGGAGCUGAGUAAGUGAGAAGUUGUUGUCAUAAAUCAUUAGUGGUUGACUACUGCUAUUAAGUAAGUUUGGAGAAAAUAGGUUUUGUUUUUCUGUGAUAUUUAAGUUACAGAAACCAGGCCAACGUUUGUAGAGGUUAUUGAAGAAUAAAAGGCUAAGAAAAAUUGGUAUACAUUUACAGUUGAAAUAUGAUUCUACUCAUUACUCUCAAAAUAUUGUUCACAUGAGACUUCCUAUUAUACUUUCUCCUUUGUAUUCUUGCCUAAUACUUUUCAUGAGUUCUUUCACAUAUAUGGUCUUUGUGAGACAGAGCAGAUGCUUUAUUCUGAUACAUCCAGUUCUACUUUAGGCAAAACCAACAUGAGAUUUGUAGAACGACAGAAUUAGAAGUAGAUGAGGAAAAUUAGGCACAGAGAGGUCAAGUAGGGACAGAGAGACCCCAGACUCACACUACAGGAUAAUGGCAUCACCACCGUUUAAGUUGGUCGUCAAAAGCUGGUCCAAAUCAGGACUAGAUAUGUGUCAUGAAAUUUAUAUUGAUUACAUUUUUUUAUUCCCUCAAAAUAAGUAGUCAUGUUAUUGUAAUCAUGUUUAGCUCUCACCUUCCUCUUACAAAUAGCAGUGUUGUGAAGAAUAUUCUAGUGUGAAGUUUGUACAUGGUUGGGGGGCACUUUUAAAAUGUGAACUCAUGAUCUAAGGGAAUGAGAAUGAAGAGUCAUUUAAGAAAGGACAUCGUAUAACAAAUUUGUCUGUUGAAACUUGUGUAGAACAUGGUGCAGUGAGUGAAUGCCUACCAGCCACAAGAGCACUUGGGACAUUAAAUUGUUACUGUGCAAAAAUGCAUUCAAGAAAUAAAUAUGUAUUUGGUCACUAAUAUGUAAUAUACAUCUUUGCCCAGAAAGAGAAAAGCAACAUGAAACUUACUUUCCUAAGGCAUGUCUUAGAAUAAUCUAUGUUUUGAUGCAUGUAAAUUAUAUUUUAGGUAGGCAGAGAAACAAAUCUGGUUUAUUUAUGUGAAAAUUAGUCUAUAUAUGUUAGUGGAUUUAUUACUCAUUAAAUCUUUAGAUCCAAAAAUUUAAAGUAAUGCACAUCAGAAAACAGUCUCUUGGUGGACAAAACUAAUUCACUCCUUCUGAUGCAGUUGUCCUCUUGUAGGAUUAAAAAUAAUAAUAAUCAAGCAUAUGUUACAUGUACUGCUACUGUAAUUUGACUAUUAGUUGCUGGUGUCUUUCUUUGGUAUCCUAUCCCCAUCCCUCAUAAAGGCAUGAUGCUGAAUAACUAUUGGAGAACUAUCCAACUUCAAACCCAUUAAAAUCUAAAAAUUUAAUCCCUUUUUAACAUGGAUCAGUCAGCACUCACAAACAUAGCCAACAUGUGAGUAGAAGCAGUAGGAAAAGCAAAAUCAUUCACGUUUUGUGUUCACAUCUAUUCUCUACCUAGUUGUGCGUAUAAUUUCAACAUUAUUCCUUUUACUCAUGUCAGCCAAUGACCCUAGCUUAUUGUGAAGUUAAAGGUUAAUGAAGUUGAAAUAUACUUUUAAAACAUUUAUGAAAGCUCAUAAAGUGGAACAUCUAAAAUAGCUUUAUAAAUAGAAAUCAAAUUUUAAAAGAUGUCUGUUUUCUACCCACACAGUUAACUAGUUAAAAUCAUGCCAUAAAUGUAGAAGUAGAAUAAUUAUAUAGACUUCCAUGAAAUGUUUCUGUUACCUGGCACAUAUUGACCAAGUAUAAAUAAAGUAGGUGAGCUCUUCCUCCAUUCUGUUAUAUUUCACAUCGUUCUCCUCUGUUUGGUUUUAAGAACAAAUUUCUAAACCAUACACUUCUGUUUCACUAGUUUUAUUUUGUUGAAAUGGGUAAAAUGUCAAAAUAAUAAGCUAUAGACAACUUAAAAUUUCAUUGUUAAAAAUUAUUGGGAUAGGUUUCUGUUGUAGGUCAUGUUAGAGUCUAUUGCCCAGGUUAACAUUACUUUGAAAAAUUUUUUUUGCACUUUUCUGUAAAUUAAGAGAAUAUGAAACCAUAAAAUAGCAAGGUAUUUAGGUUUAGCCUAAAAUUGUGUAUUGUCAUUGAUUUCAAAGAAAGCAAAACUAGCAAACUUAGAGCCUAAUUCUUCUUUGGACAGGUCCUUGACAGCAGUUCCUUUUCAGUCUACUCAUAAACAGGGUUCAGAUGUAAGACAAAACAAAACUUUCCAAAGCCGAAUGUAAUAUCUUUUGGAUUAAUCUAUUUUUUAAUCAUAUAUGCUACUAGUAUGUGUGUUAGCAUGAUAUUCUAGCAUACGCUGCAUUAAAAAUAGAAGAUAGCUCUGGGUGAGCUCUUCUGUUAUCCACUUUUUCCUACAUUUUUAAGGGUUUUUUGUAGUCAGCAGUUCCUUCAAAUGGGUUAGUUUAACUUCGUUACCCAGUUGUUCUUUAAAGUUGAUAGAUGGUGAUGAAAAUGCAUUUAAGGCCAAUGGGGAUAGAUGGUCCAGGUCUUUUGUCCCUUAAACACAAACUUUGUCUGAAUGAUAACUACAUGUUCCAGAUGCUGUUACAUGAAUACCAACAUGAGAUCAUCAGAAAUAAAAGGAUAUUUUAAAGGUGGAUAUUUGAAAAUUCUUUAGUCUUAAUGUAUAUGUAUAUUGAAUAAUAUACUCUAAAAAUAAGUGCAAUUUGCUAGUACUACAGUACAGUGAUUAGCAUUAGGUGUGUCUCCUCUUUAUAUACUAGCUGUGUCCCAUUUACUUCUAAGUGCAAUCCCUUCAGGUUCACUUGCUGUUUUACCCCCAUCUAAUCUAACUUCACAUAGAAGACUUGUCUAGAGAGAGUGAUGUAUGUAUUUUUACCUUUGCAGUAAAUUGCAUGUGCUAAUCGUAACCACAGCUAAUGGUUUUUAUGUUGACAUAACUCUAAAUGUUACUGUAAAUGUUCUCCUAUAUAUUAGCUCUAAUCCUUUAAGUAAAUUUAAAUAAAUUCUUAUUCAGAUUU